Molecule: messenger RNA, 2410 nt
Organism: Vitis riparia (riverbank grape)
Lineage: Eukaryota; Viridiplantae; Streptophyta; Magnoliopsida; Vitales; Vitaceae
Product: RAP domain-containing protein, chloroplastic
Exons: 3
Coding region: 221-2191 (656 amino acids)
Biological process (GO): mitochondrial RNA processing; chloroplast rRNA processing; regulation of mitochondrial mRNA stability
Cellular component (GO): chloroplast; ribonucleoprotein granule; mitochondrial matrix
Molecular function (GO): RNA binding
Source: RefSeq, a predicted model, not a curated record
GCUUCAGCGUGCCUCCGUCUCUGAAACGCGCUCGUUAUCCAAAUAUUUGGCCUUCAUAUUUGCUUCAGAUCAGCAGCCACACUACUCAACACGCCGAUUGCUGUGAAGUUUGAUUUUCUCAAGAUUCAGUGAAGGGUAAAGUAUCCCAACUCGGCUGUGUUUUUUAAAGUUGUUGUUUGGAAGUUCAUUUUCCUAGAAAACAUCUGAGAAAAUCUCGAAAAUGGAAGGGUUGUCACAGUUUAAUAUAUUCUCCCCUCAGAGACGGUUGCAACCCUUACUUUUCCAUCAGAAAACACUUCCAAUGGUGAAAAUAGCAACUGGGUUUUCCACAAUUCGAAGGAAUUGUGGCAAUAUAGAGAAGAAUGAUACUGUUGAUGUCAGGAGUGUAGAUAGUAAUGAUAAACAAAAAUCUGAAAUGGACUGGGAAUUGGAAUUUCUAGGAGAGCUUGACCCUCUGGGUUUUCAAGCCCCUAAGAAGAGGAAAAAGAGAGAGCGGGGUUCGAAAUUGCUGGAAGACACUGAUGGGAUGGAUUGGUGUGUGAAGGCCAGGAAGAUGGCAUUGAAAUCCAUUGAGGCAAGAGGAUUGACACGAACCAUGGAAGAUUUGAUUACGGUGAAGAAGAAAAAGAAUAAUAAGAAAAAAUUGGGGAAAAAAGACAAGAUUAGUAAGAAAAGUAAGGUGCCAGAAGAAGAAGACGACUCGGAUGAAGAUAUUGAAUUGAAAGGGGUGAACCCUCUUGAUGGUGCUGAUCAUCUCAGGAAGACAGUGAGUAUGGUGGCAGGUGGGAUGUUUGAGGAAAAGAAGGAGAAAACAAUGCAAGCUUUUGUUCAAAGGCUAUCACAGUUUUCAGGGCCGUCUGAUAGGAGGAAAGAGAUCAACUUGAACAAAGCAAUUGUAGAAGCGCAGACUGCAGAAGAAGUACUUGAGGUUGCAGCUGAAACUAUCAUGGCCGUGGGGAAGGGCUUGAGUCCGUCUCCUCUCUCUCCUUUGAAUAUUGCCACUGCCCUCCACCGAAUCGCUAAGAACAUGGAGAAGGUUUCAAUGAUGACAAGUCGGAGGUUGGCCUUUGCCCGUCAGAAAGAGAUGUCAAUGCUCGUGGGUAUUGCCAUGACAGCCUUACCAGAGUGCUCAGCUCAAGGUAUCUCUAAUAUUUCUUGGGCACUGUCCAAGAUUGGGGGUGAGCUUCUAUAUUUGUCAGAAAUGGAUAGAGUUGCAGAGGUGGCCCUGACCAAGGUUGAGCAAUUCAAUUCUCAGAAUGUUGCUAAUGUAGCAGGCGCUUUUGCCUCAAUGCGGCAUUCUGCUCCUGAUCUCUUCUCAGAAUUAUCGGAAAGGGCAUCCAAUAUAGUUCACACUUUCCAGGAGCAAGAGCUUGCUCAGGUGUUGUGGGCUUUUGCUUCUUUAAAUGAGCCAGCUGGCCCUUUGCUUGAAUCUCUAGAUAAUGUUUUCAAUGAUGAAAACCAAUUUAAAUGCUGCUUAGAUCAAGAAACGUUGAAGUACAAUGAAGAAAGUGUUGUGGAAAACAAUGGAGAUCUAGCAAUGGAAGAGAUUUCGGGCUCUCCUGCACUCAAUUUCAAAAGGGAUCAGCUUGGGAAUAUAGCUUGGUCUUAUGCUGUUCUUGGGCAAAUGGACAGGGUUUUCUUUUCUCAUGUUUGGAAAACUCUAAGCCAUUUUGAGGAGCAAAGGAUUUCAGAGCAGUAUAGGGAGGAUAUCAUGUUUGCAUCUCAGGUUCAUCUAGUGAACCAGUGCUUGAAGCUUGAAUAUCCACAUCUUCGGUUAUCCCUGAGGAGUGACCUUGAGGAGAAAGUUGCCCGAGCAGGAAAGACGAAGAGGUUUAAUCAGAAAAUGACUUCAUCCUUCCAGAAGGAGGUAGCUCGUCUUCUUGUUAGCACUGGUCUUGAUUGGGUCAGAGAAUAUGUUGUUGAUGGGUACACACUGGAUGCUGUAUUGGUUGAUCAGAAGGUUGCCUUAGAGAUUGAUGGACCUACUCAUUUUUCAAGGAAUUCUGGGGUCCCAUUGGGGCAUACCAUGCUAAAACGCCGUUACGUUACUGCUGCCGGUUGGAAGCUUGCAUCUGUGUCUCACCAAGAGUGGGAGGAACUUCAAGGUGGGUUUGAGCAGCUUGACUACCUAAGGGAGAUUCUAAAAGAUCACAUAGGUGAAGGCAGUGCCAACAUUGUACAAAUAGCAUGAGAAUCAAGGGAUGGAGUGAAGAUAGGUGGGGAGGAGGGAUUAAGGGUGUUGGGUAAAGACUAAAGAGGGGUUCAACAUCAGGAACAAGCUUUCUUAGUGCUACUUUUAUUUUGCCCUUUAAUUAUGUCUGAGUGCAAAUGAUUCUUGGAGGAUCUGCAUGAUGAUAUCAUUUAAACUAGAGAAAUAUAUAAAUUUAUUUUUCCCUUCUGUUAUGAAAAA